Messenger RNA from Meira miltonrushii, 2268 nucleotides. RefSeq names its product alpha/beta-hydrolase. The record is from RefSeq and is a predicted model, not a curated record. Gene Ontology annotation, biological process: proteolysis. Bases 1 to 2268 code for a protein of 755 amino acids. Gene Ontology annotation, molecular function: oligopeptidase activity; serine-type endopeptidase activity. NCBI's taxonomy places the organism in Eukaryota, Fungi, Basidiomycota, Exobasidiomycetes, Exobasidiales, Brachybasidiaceae. Gene Ontology annotation, cellular component: cytosol. The transcript is spliced from 5 exons.
AUGCGUUCAUUCUUUUAUUUCGCUUAUUCUCUUGUGGCAUUCUUAAUCGUCGCUGCCAAAUCGCAGGACAAUGUUGUCAAGAAAACUUCGAAUUCUCUUGUUUAUCCUAAGGUGCAUAGGGUAAGCAAGACCUGGUCGUAUCGUUCUGCAAAGGCAAAAGGCAAUGUGACAUAUGCUGAUCCAUACUUUUGGCUAGAGGGCUCUGCCAAAGAGAAAGACAUACAACAAUUCGUUGCCGAUCAAACUAAGUUAACGGAACAGUAUAUUCAAGGCUGUAAGAGCAAAGAUGCUAUUAUCAAGUCUCUGACAGAAGCCAAUAGUUUUGACAGUUUUACCCAUUCAAGCGAUGAAGCACCAAUGUGGUAUACAGCAUCUUUCAAGGAGUUUGCUGCUGCGAAACAGAACAAUUUUCAGUCACCUCCUGGAAAGAAAUUCUUGAAUGAAAGCCUUUUAAGCUCUGAUGGCAGCCAAGCUAUCAUUCGCACAAGUGUUUCUCCGGAUGGAAAUAUUUUUGGAUAUCAAGUAGUAGGAGCAGACGGUGUAGCAAAUUGGUAUUUCCGUCAUUUCAAUUCGCCUUUACUUGCCGCUAAAACAACACCAGCCGGUGGCGAGGGUAGCUUGAACGAUAUGAUCUCGCUUGGUGCUCCCGAUUCGCUCUUUUGGAUGCCUGACAGUAAAGCUUUCUUUUAUUCGCAAAUCGUUGAUUCGAACGGGGGAACGAAUACCGAUCAUGGUUACAAGGUUCGAUAUCACAUCUGGGGAACCAAUAGUACAAAGGAUGUGACGAUCUUUGAUACAAAGAAUGCUGGCAGUCACGGUAGCGAUAAUUACUACUAUCUCAAUUUAAGCCCAGAUGGCCGUUGGCUCGUUGUGACUGGCUACCAUGAUAUCUCUACCUACAAUACAAGCACAUACGCCACAUUGCUACCCGGACAGCAGAUUUCUGAGAAUAUGAAAUGGAUUUCAUUAUCGCCCGCAUACGAAUUUUCUGUAAUCCGCGGAGGUAUUGUAGGUGACACCUACUACUUCUAUACCAACAAAGAUGCAAAGAACGGAAAGAUUGCAAAGAUCAAAAUGGAUUGGAGUAAAGCAAAGAAAGUCAAAUUAUUUACAGAAUUGCAAGAUCGUCCGCCGGUUAUUGACGUUGUACCUGAACGCCAAAACUCUAAGCUCAUCCCAUUCGGAGUUUUCAUGACUGCAAAAAACGUUUUGAUUCUCGUUUACAUCGAACAAGGUGAAAUGGCGGUAUAUUCGUGUAAAGCGGGGAACGGUAAGCUUCUUAAAAAGCUGUUGCCAACAGAAAAGGUAUACGUGGACGAUUUUAUACCUAAUCGGUAUAGCAAUACAUCCUUCUUGUUAGCCGAGAGUUGGAAUACACCAAGCAAGAUCUUUGAGUUCAAAUGGGAUGGAGAGAACGUGCAGUCUUCAAGGGUAACUGUUCAACAUAUCAAUAAUACCAAUCCGGAUGAUUUUGCCGUUGAAAAACUUUACGCGACAUCAAAAGAUGGCACGAAAGUUCCCUACUUUAUCACAUAUCGUAAAGGAACUCAAAAGCCCGGACCUGCAUUUAUACACAUGUAUGCAGCAUCUGGCGUUGUUGACAACCUCUUUUAUCAGUCAAACUACUUUGAAUUCUUGAGAAGCUACAACGGCUACUUCAUUUGGGCAGGAGCUAGAGGCGGUGGUGACGAAGGAGGAAAAUGGCAUGACGCAGGAUCGGGAUUGAACAAGCAAAAGACAUUUGACGAUAUCAUUGCGAUUGCUCAAGAUAUUGUCAAGCUAGGUUAUACAACUGCGGGUAAUAUUAUCAUCGAAGGUGUUUCUGCUGGUGGUUUAGCAGUUGCGGCAGUGCUUAAUCAAGCUCCAGCAGGUCUUAUCGGUUUAGCCCUUCCAGUACGAGCACCUUGUGAUGCAUUCCAAUUCGAAUUAAGGAGCACGAUUGGAGCAGUAAACCGUGUAGAGUUUGGGGAUGUGACGACACCAGAAGGAUUUGAUGCAGUUUUUGCUUGGUCACCAUUACAGAAUGUCGAUCUACACAAGCCAUACCCAGCCGUCGUUCUUACACCGGGAUCUUCAGAUGAAGUUGUGCCACCUUCAAGCAGCUAUAAAUUCUUGGCUCAAUUGCAAUACGAUCAUCCGAACAACACCUUACCGCUUUUAAUGUAUGUGGCACAGAACUUGGGACAUGUUCCUGCUACUGUUCUGGAAAGUACAUAUCAUUUCUGCGUCAUGGAACAAGCUCUUCAUCUCAGGAGGAGGAAUGAAUAG